GAAACAAGUGAGAGUCUGAAAUAGCUAGAUGGGGUGGUCAAGAAAGUUUUCAUUGAGAAGAUAACAUUUAAGCAAGAAUCAGCAGUAAAUAUUGUGAAACCCCAGUACAGUUCUAUUUAUUCUGUGAUAGGUAAACAAAACACUUUCCCCUUAAGGUGGAAACUAUGGAGAAAGUCUAAUUACUAGUAGGUCUCUCUGGAAGAGAGACACCUCUUCCUGCACCAUUACUUUCACCCCUUCCCUCCCAGGUGAUUUUUGCAAAGCUCUGUCAAUGGGGGUGGGGGCUAGGGUGGAACUUGGACUUUUGGCAAGUGAAGUAUUAUUGACCCAUCAAGUGCAAAGCUAAAGAGGCUUGGGAAUGCCCCCAAAAGGCCCUUGAUGGAGCUUGGAAGAAGCUGUUCUCUGAGUAUUCUAAGUGUGUUUGUAUAUGUGUGUGAUUACUAAGUAUAUGUAAGUGUCAGUGUCUUUAGGGGUCUCAGAGCUGGGCAUGGCACAGUACACAAAAAUGUUACUUUCCUCUUCUCUCCUCCUGCAUUGUUGAGGUAAAUCCAACCACAGAAAGGUGGUCCUCGAUCAAUCUACCCCCUUCCCCGACCUUAUGGGCACUCAGACCCAUCACCAAGGUGAAGAGAGUCACAGUUGAACACCAGUGGGCUGGGCUACUCACUGCUCAAAAGUCACUGAAGGGGGGUGGGCCCUCCUGCUGGGAAGAGUUAGUCUUGGACUCAGAUUUCUGUCCAGACCCUGACCUUAUUUGCACAGAUGGAUGUAAUCAGCCAAUAUUGGCAUAGUCCUGAGAGAUCUCAUUCCCAGAAGGCUUGGAGGUGGGGUGGUGCUGCUGCCAUGCCUAUAUAGGGGCUCAGCCAGGUGCCCAGAGCUGUCCGGUGGCCUCUCCAGCUCAUCAUGGCUCGGGCAUGGGGGACACCAGUUGUACUGUGGCUGUUGGGCUUGUGUUGGUCUCUGGCUAACGCCCAUCCUCUUUUUCUGGCUAAUGUCCCUAGGCAUGGAGCUGAAAGUGGGAAUGCAACCAAGUUGGACCCAGAUCUGUGUCUCUGCACUGUAUCAUUUGACUGGUCUUUUAUUUGCUAUCUCCCCACCUCCUUCCCAGAACGCUGCUCGGAUGGCUGGGGCUUUGAUGCUACCAUCCUGGAUGAGCAUGGGACUAUGCUGUUUUUUAAAGGGGAGUUCGUGUGGAAGGGUCAAAAUUGGACUCGGGAGUUAAUCUCAGAGAGGUGGAAGGAUGUCCCCAGCCCCGUGGAUGCUGCAUUCCGCCAUGGUCAUGACAGAGUCUUUCUGAUCAAGGGGGACAGGGUCUGGGAAUACCCUCCUGAGAAGAAGAAGGAAUAUCCAAAGUUGCUCCAAGAGGAGUUUCCUGGAAUCCCAUCCCCAGUGGAUGCAGCUGUGGAAUGUCACAGUGGAGAAUGCCUCUUUGAGGGUGUCUUAUUCUUCCAAGGCAACCACUCGUGGUUCUGGGACUACACUACAAAAUCCAUAAAGGAACGUUCCUGGCAGGCUGUUAGCAACUGCUCGUCUGCCAUGCGAUGGCUCAGCCGCUACUACUGCUUCCGGGGUAACCAAUUCCUGCGCUUCAACCCUGUCACGGGAGAGGUGCUUCCUAUAUACCCUCUGGAUGUCCGAGACUACUUUAUGGUCUGCCCUGGCAGAGGCCAUGCACACAGGAAUGUGAACCCCAGUGGGGCUAAACGCUGUAGCCCAGAUCUAGUCUUGUCUGCACUGCUGUCUGACAAACAUGGUGCCACCUAUGCCUUCAGUGGAUCCCACUACUGGCGUCUAGACACCAGCCGGGACGGGUGGCAUAGCUGGCCCAUUGAGCAUCUGUGGCCCCAGGGUCCUUCAACAGUGGAUGCUACCUUUUCCUGGGAUGAUAAGCUCUAUCUGAUCCAGGGAACCCAGGUAUAUAUCUUCCUGACAAAGGGAGGCUAUACCCUAGUAGAUGGUUAUCCAAAGAGGCUGGAGAAGGAAUUCGGGAGCCCUCAUGGGAUCAACCUUGAUACUGUGGAUGCAGCCUUUACCUGUCCUGGGUCUUCUCGGCUCCACGUCAUGGCAGGACGGCAACUGUGGUGGCGGGACCUGAAGUUAGGAGCUCAAGCCACGUGGACAGAGCUUCCUUGGCCCCAUGAAAAGGUUGACGCAGCCCUGUGUACGGACAAGUCUCUGGGCCCCAACUCGUGUUCCGCCAGUGGUCUCGGCUUGUACCUCGUCCAAGGCCCCAAUUUGUACUGCUACAGAGACGUGGAGAAAUUGAAUGUGGCCAAGGCCCUUCCCCAGCCCCAGAGAGUAAACAGCCUCCUGGGCUGCCUUCACUGA
This is a messenger RNA of Kogia breviceps (pygmy sperm whale), 2328 nucleotides long. The record is from RefSeq and is a predicted model, not a curated record. Lineage: Eukaryota; Metazoa; Chordata; Mammalia; Artiodactyla; Physeteridae.